Peromyscus maniculatus bairdii (prairie deer mouse) is the source of this 3157-nucleotide messenger RNA. RefSeq names its product transmembrane protein 183A (gene Tmem183a). Gene Ontology annotation, cellular component: SCF ubiquitin ligase complex. NCBI's taxonomy places the organism in Eukaryota, Metazoa, Chordata, Mammalia, Rodentia, Cricetidae. Gene Ontology annotation, molecular function: protein binding. Gene Ontology annotation, biological process: regulation of protein stability. The record is from RefSeq and is a predicted model, not a curated record.
AUCGGCUGCCAACGGGACGCAGAGCCCUCGCUUAUCAUCGCGAUAGCCCGGACCUGGGUGCGGGAUGGCCGCGGAGCCGGGUGGAAGUGCUCCGCGGCUCCGGGAGCCGGCUCUCGGGGCCGAGACAUGGCCCGGGGCCCCGGCCAGCUAAGUGGGCCUCAUCUAGACACUGUCGUCAUGCCCAAGAGAGGGAAGCGGCUCAAGUUCCGGGCCCACGACGCCUGCUCGGGCCGAGUGACCGUGGCGGAUUAUGCCAACUCGGAUCCGGCGGUUGUGAGGUCUGGACGGGUCAAGAAAGCCGUGGCCAACGCCGUUCAGCAGGAAGUAAAAUCUCUGUGUGGCUUGGAAGCCUCCCAGGUUCCCGCAGAGGAGGCUCUUUCGGGGGUAGGUGAGCCGUGUGACGUCAUGGACAGCAGUGACGAGAUGGACGCUCAGGAGGAAAGCACUCAGGAAAGAUCAGUCUCCAGAAAAAAGAAAAGCAAGAGACACAAAGAAGACCUGGACGGGGCCGGAGGAGAAGAGUAUCCUAUGGACGUUUGGCUGUUGCUGGCCUCCUAUAUCCGUCCUGAGGACAUUGUGAACUUUUCCCUCAUCUGUAAGAACGCGUGGACUGUCACUUGCACCGCUGCCUUUUGGACCAGGUUGUACCGAAGGCACUACACGCUGGAUGCUUCUUUGCCUUUGCGGCUGCGACCAGAGUCCAUGGAGAAGCUGCGCUGUCUCCGGGCAUGUGUGAUCCGAUCUCUGUACCAUAUGUAUGAACCAUUUGCUGCUCGAAUCUCCAAGAAUCCAGCCAUUCCAGAAAGCACUCCCAGCACACUAAAGAAUUCCAAAUGCUUACUUUUCUGGUGCAGAAAGAUUGUUGGGAACAGACAAGAACCAAUGUGGGAGUUCAACUUCAAGUUCAAAAAACAGUCCCCUAGAUUAAAGAGCAAGUGUACAGAACGGUUGCAACCACCCAUUCAAUAUGAGGAUGUUCACACCAACCCUGACCAGGACUGCUGCCUGCUGCAGGUCACCACCCUCAAUUUCAUCUUUAUUCCUAUUGUCAUGGGGAUGAUAUUUACCUUGUUUACUAUUAAUGUGAGUACAGACAUGCGGCAUCACCGAGUGAGAUUGGUGUUCCAAGACUCUCCUGUCCGUGGUGGUCAGAAUCUGCGCAGUGAACAGGGUGUGCAAGUCGUCCUGGACCCAGUCCACAGUGUCCGGCUCUUUGACUGGUGGCAUCCGCAGUAUCCGUUCUCCCUGAGAGCAUAGUUGCUGCUUCCCAUCCCUUGGGACAGCUUCCAGUCCAGUCCCUUAGUAAUCAGAUGCUGUUUGGAGGGGCAGCUGGAUUGUAUAUCUGAUCAGUGAUGCACAUGCUGUUUGGGUUCCUGGGGCUCCUGUUACAGGAGGUGGGAAGGUUGAAUCAAGAGGAAAGCCAGCUAUGAUUUAUAUACAUUUUAAUGUAAACUUUGCAUAUUUGAAAGGAGAAACCUGGCCUCGUUUUCUGUGUUAAACCCCAAUUGGUGCUGUUGAGUUGGUUUAUUCUUUCAUCUCAACAAAAAUGGUUGAUCUUGUGCUAGGGAGAAAUUAAACUCUGACUAUUCAAGCAAGGAAGUUUUCCCUGUGGAUCAGAGGAACCCAGAGGUUUAAAAUGGUUGCUCCAUUGUUGCUGCUCCUCAAAUUCAAGUGAAUAUUUUUUUCUUUUCCCUUUACCCUUCUCCAGAAAUAAAGCAGGUGACAGGGUUGUCAGAAUCUUACGAGAUUGACUUGUGCAUCUUUUAAAAAAAAUGCUUUUCGGAUAUUUAUUACAUGAAUAUUGAUUGUUUUGCUGAUUUUGUAUUUUGGGUUUUUGUUUUAUUGCAUGAGACUGAUAGUGAUGGUAAUGAUUAUGUGCCCCUGGUACUGUUCUAAGAACUUUAUACAUUGUGUCUCUGAUCCUUGUGUCUUCCCAUUCUAUGGUUGAGAAGCUGAAUCAUUGACUUACCCAAGGCCAGAACUGCUGGUACAUGCAGAGCUAGGAUUCUGACCCGUGUCUUUUUUGCUGUACCACAACUUCAAAGGCAGUCAUUUUUCUUGUGGUACAUAGUGGUAAAAAGGAGUAAAAGAAUGAGUUAGUUUGAAUCUUUCAGAUAGAUAUGCAUUAACUGAAAGGUAAAACAAAAGAGUGUAGGAAGAAUUGUGAUGUUUGUUAGAAAGCCUUUAUUAUGCUAACGGUCAUUUUCAAAAAAUGCAUUGCAUGUUGAAAACAGCCUUAAACUGGAAGCAAUUUAGUGGCUUUUCUCUGCCCUGUCCUGUGCUUUGCAACCUUUGUUUUUCUUUUUUAAAAUCAUCCUGUGUACUUUGAUGAGCCUGUCUUCUGUCAUACAGAAACGUUGACACCCUCCUUUGGUCAAAGUUCUGACUGUCACUGGCAUGCUCUGAGAAAAGGAUCAUGGGUGGGCUUUUUGUUUAUUCUUUUGCUAAGAAGCAACCUUUGUUGUCUCCUCUCCCCCUGGAUGUGGCAAGAGGUAGGCAGUAAGACAGUAUUCUUAUACUCAGGUCUUGAGUCCAGCCCCUAGCACCACAGUCCAGCCUCCCUGCCCCACAAAAAGGAGUCUUCUUGAGACAGGUCUUGCUGUGUAGCUAGCCCAGGCUGGCCUUGAACUUAAUCCUCUUUCUUUAGCCACCUGGAGUGUUGGGAUUAUAAGUGUGAGUCACCAGACACGACAAAGACAAUAUUCUUUAAACUGAAAAAUAUUGUGAGGUAGAUACUUUUGUGAGCUAAACUGCUAAGUUAGUAUGUUGGUUUUUUAUCACUCUCAUUACCCCAUGCUAUUUAAAGAAGAUUCUUGAGAAGCGUCUGUUAGUACUGCUGCUGACUGCUAGCCUUGCCCCACACUCAGAGGAAUACUAACGUUGAACAGAAAGUGAGACUGGGUCAGUUAGAAAAAAAACAGCAAAACCGACAACCAGAAUUUGGGUCCUAAAUUAACAAAAGCAAGAAACCCAAGGACAGUGAGCCCUCCACAGAUCUCUGCAAUCAAAAGUUGUCUCUUUGAAGCGGAAGAAAAGAAGCACAGUUUGGAGUUCCCUGAACAACGAUGCCCCGGAGCCGGGGGACGUUGUCCUUGAGGGUGUGUGUCUCCCAUUUAGAUUACUUAAGGGGUGAAAUAAAUGUGGCUUAAUAAUUGUU